AUUGAGGAAGUUGCGGGGGAGGCGACAGGGUUGGACUGUGCCAGGAACCAGGGGUGGUAGUGGUUGUUGAGUCCUUGCAUCCACUGGCCAUUCUUCUGCUCACCUGCCGUUUCCGUUCGUUUGACCGGCUGGCCUCUUUCCUGCGAUUAUUUUUUCCUAUUCCCUUUGCCAUAGUUCUUUCCCCCCAUUUCCUCAUUUUCUUAUACCUGGCUCUCAGACACCUUUCCUCUGCAUUUUAUUUCUUCAUAUAAUUCUUUCUUCUUCGCUCCUUCCCGGGACUUUUUCGCUUCUGCUGCCUUCUAGUCUCUCCCUUAAAUUUCACCUCGCAAACUCUCACCCUCGUUUACUUUCUGCAGAAAAGUUAUGCCGCCUUGCUUCUUCAUCCACGUUGUUGCAGGGCACUUUUUAAAGAUGCUGAAGCCCCAUAUCACAGACUCUGGUCUGUGAGAUGCUACGCUGUCCUUUUGCAUCGCCCGUUUUCUGUCACCGAUUUUUGCUGAGCGCGUAGGUUAGGGGAUGAAUACGACAAAAACCGUCUCUGGGGGACCUGUUAGUUUGCCUCCCUUUUUACAAGAAGACAUCUGUGUUGGUGGUUCUGGGCCUACCCAGCGCAAGGGUCCAAUCACUCCAUCCCCUCAGUUGCAGUCCAUCGCACCGUUCAGUAGGGAAAUCAGAGAAAACACUGGGAUUCAGGUGUCUGUAAUUCUGCCGGUUUACAAUGCUGAUUGCUGGCUGGAUGAAUGUUUGAAGUCUGUUCUGGAGCAAGACUUCCAAGGUUCCAUUGAACUCUCUAUUUUUAAUGAUGCUAGUACGGACAAUUCAGGAAACAUAACAGAAAAAUGGAAAGCUGUUUUGGAAGAAGCAGGUAUUCAGGUGGUACUUGGAGGAAAUUAUUCAUGUCAGCCACGAGGAGUGGGCUUUGCUAAAAACUGUGCAAUAGACCAGAGCUCGGGGACCUAUCUCUGCUUUCUGGAUUCUGAUGAUGUGAUGAUGCCCCAGAGAAUAAGGCUGCAGUGGGAAGCUGCUAUUCAGCAUCCAAAAAGUAUUAUAGGUUGCCAAAUCCAGAGAGAGCCAGCAGAGGCAACUGAGCGAUACACUAGGUGGAUCAAUAAUCUAACAUAUGAGCAACUUCUUACUCAGAUUUUUACUUCUCAUGGACCAACUGUAAUCAUGCCAACUUGGUUCUGUUCCCGAGAAUGGUUUUGUCAUGUGGGCAAAUUUGAUGAAGGAGGAAAGGGCACCCCAGAAGACCUGUUGUUCUUUUAUGAGCAUCUCCGUAAAGGUGGUGGAGUCUUUAAAGUCAACCAGUGCCUCCUCCUGUACCGUUACCACCCACAGGCAGCAACUCAUUCAGUUCUAGAGGGAACCAUCUGGACACACCGUGUCUUGUUUCUAGAAGAGAGAAUCCUCAGUCACUGGACACUCUUCACCAUUUGGAAUGCCGGCAAACAAGGCAGGAAGCUCUUUAGGAGUUUGUCUCCAGCUAAUCAGAAAAAAGUGGCUGCGUUUUGUGAUGUGGAUACAAAUAAAAUCUCAAAAGGAUUUUACACUUAUGAAGAAUCUAACGAAAACUCCAAACCCAGAAUCCCUGUUCUACAUUUCAGAGAUGCUUCCCCACCUUUCAUUAUUUGUGUGAAAUUGGAUCUGACAGGUGGGCAGUUUGAAGAAAACUUGAAGCUGCUAAAACUGAAGGAAGGUCUGGAUUAUUAUCAUUUUAACUGAAGAGUACACUGGAAGGUUCUCUAUCAUGAAAUAAACCAGAGGAAACACA
Messenger RNA from Rhineura floridana, 1771 nucleotides. RefSeq names its product UDP-GlcNAc:betaGal beta-1,3-N-acetylglucosaminyltransferase like 1 (gene B3GNTL1). The record is from RefSeq and is a predicted model, not a curated record. The transcript has 12 exons. Lineage: Eukaryota; Metazoa; Chordata; Lepidosauria; Squamata; Rhineuridae. Bases 517 to 1722 code for a protein of 401 amino acids.